Molecule: messenger RNA, 4014 nt
Organism: Sphaerodactylus townsendi
Lineage: Eukaryota; Metazoa; Chordata; Lepidosauria; Squamata; Sphaerodactylidae
Gene: PCBP4
Product: poly(rC) binding protein 4
Exons: 14
Coding region: 293-1561 (422 amino acids)
Biological process (GO): negative regulation of mRNA splicing, via spliceosome
Cellular component (GO): cytoplasm; nucleus
Molecular function (GO): mRNA binding
Source: RefSeq, a predicted model, not a curated record
GCCUGCGCCUCCCUCUCCUGUCAGGCAUUUGAUUUCAUUGUUCCGGGCUGAUGUCACUCCCAGUUGUCACAGACGCCUCUCCGGGUGACAAUGUGGGACUAGGAGGCACAAAGGAGCCCUCCGGACGCCGCCCGCAGGUCUGUGCCUGUUCCCUACUAUUGUGCUCCAUUCAUCUUCCUACCCCGACUCCUGUCUGGCAUGGCCUACUUCUGAGCUCAGAUUGCUAUUGUGAUUUGGCUGCUUCAACAGUUCCUAAACGCCACGGGGUGUUGGUUUCCUUAGAAGCCGAUCCAUGCAUUCCUAUACUAUGGCAUCACUAGAUAGAAUGAGUGGCUCAGAUAAUGGACUUGAUGAAACAGAACUCAGUAUCACUCUCACUCUCCGGAUGCUUAUGCAUGGAAAGGAAGUUGGCAGUAUCAUAGGCAAGAAGGGAGAGACAGUGAAGAAGAUACGAGAGCAAAGUACUGCCCGGAUAACUAUUUCAGAGGGAUCCUGUCCAGAGCGGAUCACCACUAUUACAGGAUCCACUGAUGCUGUUUUUAGAGCUGUUUCCAUGAUUGCAUUCAAGCUGGAAGAGGACCUGGGCACAGGACCUACCAAUGGGAGCACUAUAUCGAAGCCACCUGUAACGCUUAGGCUAGUCAUCCCAGCCAGCCAGUGUGGCUCCCUUAUUGGCAAAGCAGGAGCCAAAAUAAAGGAAAUUCGAGAGACAACAGGAGCACAAGUCCAGGUGGCUGGAGACCUCCUCCCCAACUCCACUGAGAGAGCUGUGACAGUUUCAGGAGUGCCAGAUGCCAUCAUCCAGUGCGUGCGACAGAUCUGUGCUGUUAUCCUAGAGUCACCACCCAAAGGAGCCACUAUUCCCUAUCAUCCUGGCCUCUCCUUGGGACCGGUUCUCCUGUCAGCCAAUCAGGGAUUCUCCAUCCAAGGACAGUACAGUGGCUUGUCUCAAGCUGAAGUGACGAAAUUGCAGCAGCUUUCUGGGCAUCCUUUCUCAUUUUCUUCUUUGGGGCAAACUCCGUCUAUAGUAGCAGGGUUGGACACAAAUUCUCAGAACAGCUCUCAGGAGUUUCUGAUUCCCAAUGAUCUUAUAGGCUGCAUAAUUGGCCGCCAGGGCAGCAAGAUCAGUGAGAUCCGGCAAAUGUCUGGAGCACACAUCAAGAUUGGGAAUCAGACCGAAGGCUCUGCUGAACGUCACGUGACCAUCACAGGCACCCCAGUCAGCAUUACUUUGGCUCAGUACCUCAUCACAGCCUGUUUAGAGACGGCCAAAUCUACCUCCCAGACGCCCCCCGUUGACCUCGACAUGACCUUCUCCCAACCCCUCACUCCUUCACCAGCCCCAGCACUGGCAGCAGUGGCUGCACCUCCCCCAGCCUUGCUUGGUGCCCCCUAUGCUAUCUCCCUCUCCAACUUCAUCGGCCUGAAACCAGUCCCCUUCUUGACUCUGCCCCCUUCCUCAGCCACGGGGCACAAUGGCAGCCUUGCCACCUACACGACCAAGAUCUCCACAGCCAAUGCCACAAAGAAAGCUGAGAGACAAAAGUUCUCCCCGUAUUGAAACAGGAAUGUGGGCUUUGGGGCAGAGAGAAAAAACCUCUAGGGACCCAUCAGCAUUGGUUCACCCAAAAGAGAAACUACCUGGGGAAAGACUAAUGCAAGAGGAGAAAAGCCAUGUGUAGGAAAGCAGGAAGAUGGGAGAAAGAGCAGCCUGGACAACUGUUUAGGGCAGUGAUAGUCAACAGGUGGACAGGAAACUAGUUCUUCUCCAUAGAUUGUACCUGACACUGGCUAAAGAGAUGUUUGUGGUAGGUGAGGCCAUCUCAGUCUCAUGCUUUUACCUCUGCUGAGCAGUUGUUGCCCCACACUAGAAGGUAUUAUCUUCCUUUCCCCUAAACCAAUCUCAUGUCCUCCAGGAAGAAUUUCACUCCACCUUAUUUCCAGUUACCUAAAGAAAAGUUACCCUCCCUCCCAGUUCUUUGUGCUAUACUGAAGGAGCUGGUGAUCUUGUGAAUUUCUCUUCCAUUAUGGCAGGAGAUGGAGCUUGUUAGACUUUUGGAGAGCACUCUGGAGGAUCUGCCAUGCUGCUCUCUCUCCUGCGUUGCAUUUUUUAGUCAGAACUGGGAAAGGGGGUUGAUUGUAUAGAACUGAAAACUAUGUAGAACCUAGAAAUGACAGGACGUUCUAAUAUGAAGAGAAAUGCCAUGAUGGAACAAAGACAGGAGAGGAAUGAAUAUGAAGCCAGCCAGGUCUUACAGUUGGAUAAAAACAUAAAUGGGAAGCUUUUAUAACUGUGCAUGAGCCCUCAACACAGUGAAGGAUUUAGAGUUAUGCUUCCUCCUACCAGCAGUGAAAGAAUUCACUUUCACCUUGUUCCUCCCUAGCAGACUGGGACUAGCUCUGCAAACACAAAGAUACAUUUGGGUCAUUCUUUUGACUUUCUGAGUUGCAAAAUUAAACACUGACUACUCAUAAAUAUUCCUGGCCCAUACUUGGAAUAAAAUUUCCAGCACUGGCUACCAGUCAGCUGGUGAUCUCAUAGGAGAGUGACCUGUUCUGCCAGGUUUUGACAACCCAGAUAUUUUGCUUUCUGCUGUAUCUCAGGAACUCUAUUCUUCUCAUACAUUUUGGCAGUCAUAUCUGUCAUGCCAAUAAAGCAUCUUUGAAUUAUUUUCUGCUUUCAUGGUCUGGUGUCUAUAACAAUUUUUGUUCCUAUAACUUUUGUGACUCCGCUUAGUAAAUUCUGCCAUAUUUUGUUCUUGAAAAUGUCCCUAUGACCAUAAAGGCCCAUCUAGAUGAAAUGAGCACAUAGGAGUGAAAAGAGGAUGCCUUGAAACUUCAGACUGAGACCGAUGCCCAUCUUAAUGACUUCUAAUUGAAGCCACUGCAUGUCUGACACUUCCACUUCUGACAUCUGUUGUCAAGAUUUUGGUGCUGCCACGACUCAUAAGGGGAGAUCAUACUAUACAAGACCUUUUUGCUAUUUUGUGGGAUCCCCCUCCCACCUGGAAUUAGUAUGAACAACUGGAAAUCCAGAGUUUUGAGGGUAUAUAUUUGUGUAGUACCAAGCCUGGGAAACAUGCAGAAACUUCUAAAUGACACAAGAGUAAAUGCACCUGCUUUAUCAUAUUUUGCAUACUUUAUCCUUCCUUUUUUAUUUUCCAUAAUAUAUUCAGGUUUGCUAGUGGAGGGGAGUUGAGGACACUGAAGCCUUCAACCAAUGAAAAUCUAAAUUCAGCUAUCUGUCUAGUUUCUGAGGUUUUGCCGGUAUAGGGGACACACUUUCAAGCAUGUCUUUAUAUCUCUAAGGGCAAGAUGCAUAAUUUGUCUUUUAAAAUGAAAGCUAAUAUUUUCAGGAAGCCGAGCUCACCAUCCGCUAUAUCCCAUCCUACACUUUUUGGGGCUGCUGUGGAAUCGCAGCACAUGCACCACUCUUGGCUAUCAUAUAGAAGUUGGAAAAGAAAGUUAAUUCAGGUUGAAGGGUCAAAUGUUGCUGAAAUAUUGAGCUUAAUAACAGCUGUACUUAGAGGUUCAAAAGCAAUGUCAUCUUAAUUUCUAAUUUGCCCGUAAGUACCGAUCAUCCAUGCCCCUUUAGGCACUGAUCACCUGUAAUUAAAGAAUUGAGCCCAGUAAGUGAGGCAAUGCUAUAGACAGGUCGAAUUUAUGGAACAUCCAUUCAUAUGGCACAAAUCAUCACUUGAUGCGUCCCAACAUUUUUUAUUCCACAAGGAAAAUGUGGCAACAGGAAUUCCUCCUUUGGCAUGCAAGUCCAAUCACCUAGCUUUCAGCUCAGGCUGUUGCCAAUGUAUCUGUUUCCCUCCAUCACUCUCUAGCAAAAUGUUCCUUUCCCCCCCUCCCCUGGUGUUUUUUUUUUCUCUUUUUGCUACUGAAGAAUUUCCCUCCCCAUGAUUCCCCUUUUGGCUUGUCUUUGAAAAUGCUGUACAUAUAAUUCUAUAUUUUUUCUCCUUUGUAACUUAUCACUGAUUUAAUAAAAAUGUAAACUUUGUCAAGUCA